Messenger RNA from Plasmodium berghei ANKA, 2130 nucleotides. Its product is annotated as conserved Plasmodium protein, unknown function. The record is from RefSeq and is a predicted model, not a curated record. NCBI's taxonomy places the organism in Eukaryota, Apicomplexa, Aconoidasida, Haemosporida, Plasmodiidae. Bases 1 to 2130 code for a protein of 709 amino acids. The transcript has a single exon.
AUGAUUGUAUUCCGAAAGGGAAAGAAUAUAUUCUUUUGUUCGCAUUGGAAUGAUAAUACAUUCAGGAUUCUCCCAAAUAUUUCAAAAAGGUGUGUUUGCAAUUUAUUACCAAAUUGUUUUAUAAAAGUAAAUUGUUUGAACCAAAAGCUUAAAAGGAAAUGCUUCGCAACUAGCCACAAUGAGGAUAUUUUGAAAAAAAAAAAUUGCAACAAUGAUAACAAUAUAGCUAGUGAAAAUAACAAUACCGAUUGUAACAAAAAUUUAUUUGUAGAAGAACUCAAUAAUGUAUUUAAGGAGUUUCCAUUAGAAAAUAAAAAUAAUCUAAGUAAUGAAGAUAUAUUUAUUUCUAUAAAUUAUAAAGAACAUGAAAAUAAACAAAUAGGAAGCAUUCUUAAAAUGGAUGAUAAUACAUAUGGUAUAGUUUUACAAUUAAAUAAAAAUGAUACUAUUAUUGGUAGAAUAAAAAAUGUAAAAAAAGAAUGUAUAGAAAAUUUAUGUGGAACAGACUUAGGAAAUAUGGAAGAUAAUAAAAUGGGGUGCACAAAUGUAUAUUCUCCAUAUGAAUAUCUAAAUUAUCUAUAUUUAAAAAAUUGUAAAAAAAUAAACAUAUUUAAUAUAAAUAAUAAAGAAAUGUUUAGUAAAAUGGUAAUAACAAAACAAUUAUACACCAAUAAUUUAUUAAUUGAUUUAUUUUAUAAAAUUAAUUAUGGUCAAAAAAUAUGUAUUAUAGGAGAAAAAGACCAAGGAAAACAAAAUUUAUUAAAUUCAAUUAUUUAUGAAAAUUUACUCGUUAAUUUGAUUAAAGAAAAUGAAAAUUUUUUUAUUAUAUGCUCAACUAGCCAUAAAUCAGAAAUCACAAGUAUUUUUCAAAAAUUAUAUGAACAAUUCAGAAAAAACAAAAAUUGGCUAGAUGGAAAUGGGGAAAAAAAUAAUGAUGAUCAAAGAUAUCAAGAAGAAACUAAAAUAGACAAAUUAUAUUCAAAAAAUUAUACAUAUGAAAAUAUAAAAAUUCCAAAUGAUAUAUUACUAAUAAAUUCAGUACCACAAAAUGAUACAAAAGUAGCAACAUAUGUUUCACCAGUGUUGUCUACAUAUAAUUUACACAUGUAUAAAAAUAUGUACAAAAAUGUUAUAUUAAUAUUUUAUGACGUUGAAAAAUAUAGUAACAUUGUUUUAGACUUACAAAAAGAGAUGAAUAUAUUAAUAAAAAAUUAUUAUGAAAAAAAAGAAAAUAUCAAAAUAAGUAGCGAAAAAUAUGGGCACAAUAUUUCAACAUUGCCUUUUUCAAUGUACACAAUUUUAUCGAGAUAUCUUUCCUUAAGCAUGUAUCCUUAUAUUAAAUAUCAAAAUGUAAAUGAUCAACUUAAAGAUGAUAGUAAACUAUCAAAAAUGAAAAAUGGAAAACUGGAUGAAAAUUAUUCAGAUGGCAACAUACGCUCAUUAGGAAAUUUCAAGUAUUCUGAUUUGGUAAAUAUGAAAAAAGAAAAAAAUGAAAAUAGUGCUAUUUCAAUAAAUAGUACAACAACAUUUUUAUUUUUAGAUAAUAAUGAAAAAAAAGAAAUGACAGACAUAAAGAACUAUGCAUUAUCCUUAUGUGAAAAUAGUAUAUAUAUAUUUAAAAACAAAUUAGGAAUAUAUCCCGAAAUAAAUAUAAAUAAUGUUAUUAAAAAUUGUACAAUUGAAAAUAAUAAAAUAUGGGAAUAUUUUAAACACGAAAUUAGACAAGUUUUUGAUAAAAGAAAAGAAUUAAUGGAGUUAAAUGAAAACAAAAAAAUGAUGAAUAUAUAUAUAGACCAUUGGGAAAAUGAAGAUCUUAUUCAUUAUAAUAACAUUUAUUAUAUAUUGAUGUAUAAUAAUUCGAAAAUAUUUAAUUUAAAUACAUUUUAUCAAAUCAUUUUUUUAAAAAUAUUAUUUAGUUAUAAUUUUACAAAUGAAAAUAUAUCCCAAAAAAGUAUUCAAGCUUUUUAUAAAAAAUUCUUUUAUUAUUAUUUUCGCCAUAGUAAAUAUUUCUCACAUUUACAUGCCCAGUAUUAUACAAAUUUGUCUUCAUUUCAAAAGAAAGAAAAUGCACACAAUUUUCUUCAAAAAAUAGAAACCAUCUUGAGGUAUACAAAACCAUAUUUUAGUUAA